AUGAAGAAAGCCUCUGUUUCUUCCCACAAUUUGGGUGUAUUGCAAACCCCGGGAGCUCCUAGUUGCCGUGAUGAAAAUGCUGGGGGCCAAAAGGGUUGGAGCUCUGAACGACUAUUAUUGCCAGGUAAAAGCAGCCAGAGGCAUCUAAGUGCUGCAUCUCUGAUGCCAUUCAAUAACCGAAGGGCAUUGCCUUCAAAGUGGGAGGAUGCCGAGAGGUGGAUUUGUAGCCCAGUUUCAGGACAGAGAAUCGGUCAAAUUUCACAUUCCCAGCCUCAAAAUCGGCCUAAAUCCAAGAGUGGUCCAAUAAUGCCUGCAGGGGUUGUGUGCUAUGCAAAUUAUUCGCCUGCAAUGGAGGGGCUUGAAGAUGGCAGUUCUAUGAGGAGUUUCCUGGUGGGCUCUCCUUUGUCAGCUGGAGUAUUGGUUGCAGAUGAUGGUCUCUUUGUUCGAUAUGGUAAAGGUGAUGUAGGACAGUCUCAUCUUGCGGAUGCUAAGAACAGUGGGGUACAAAUACAAUCAGCUUCUUUGCCUGGAUGGUCGGAGUUGUCGUUGAGUGAGCCAUCCUUGUCUGGCUCUCAAGAUGAGAAACUGGAUGGAGCUGAGCAGACCAUGGAUUCUUGUGCGGUUUUGCAGCAAGAUAUGGCUACCCAAGUGAGCCAUAAGGGUGGCAUCAACUCAUCUCCAAGAGGUGUUUCUUCAACUCCAUCGUUUCCAUCUAUAUUGGAAACACAUGGUGACAGUUCUGCAAAAGUAGAAGUCAGGAAUGUGCAGGUUGACAAACCAGCCAAAUUUAUUAGUUGGUCUAAAAGAAAAAUACCCAAUACAACUCGGAAAAGGUCUCCAUGUUUUAGAGACUUCAAUAAUGCUAUGGAAGCUCAAGCUUCAUCUUGGAAUAUCUCAGAGGCAGAAAUUAUGAGCACUUCAAUGUUGCAAAGAGAGGAAGCCAAGAUCACUGCAUGGGAAAAAUCGCAGAAAGAAAAAGCUGAAGCAGCAAUACGAAAACUUGAGGUGAAAUUAGAAAAGAAGAGAUCAUCAUCAAUGGAUAACAUCUUAAACAAGCUGAGCAUGGCAGAGAUGAAGGCCCAGAAAAUGAGAAGCGCAGUGUCAAACCACGAAGGAUAUCAGAUUCCCAAGACUUCCCGCAAGGGUGUUUCCUUGAGAAAGCUUGUGCGAAUGGGUUCCUUCCGGCGCUGCUUUACCUCCGGCCACGCGUUCUAA
Molecule: messenger RNA, 1215 nt
Organism: Juglans microcarpa x Juglans regia
Lineage: Eukaryota; Viridiplantae; Streptophyta; Magnoliopsida; Fagales; Juglandaceae
Exons: 4
Coding region: 1-1215 (404 amino acids)
Source: RefSeq, a predicted model, not a curated record